This is a messenger RNA of Cylicocyclus nassatus, 1393 nucleotides long. NCBI's taxonomy places the organism in Eukaryota, Metazoa, Nematoda, Chromadorea, Rhabditida, Strongylidae. The record is from the annotation of a GenBank genome assembly.
AGGGUACUGGGAUCUUAGGCGACACUGAGUGGGAGGGAAGAAGCAGUCGAACUUAAUUUACGAUUCAUGAAGCCUCUAUAUGCCGCGUUUCGAACGGCUACUUUCGUCAGAGGACCGAUGUAUCGGCACGCCCUCAACUUGUUAUUGUGCUCCUGUGCGCGACACAAGUGCCCGGUCCGUAAUCUAAUGGUGGCUGCUCCUCAAAAAGGAGAAAAAGUCGUGCCCAAGGAUGACAUGCUCCGGUUCAUGACGGAGUGCAUGACCAGCGUUGGAGUAUCCCAAUCGCAUGCAAGGCAACUGGCUGAAGUUGCCGUCGAAGCUGACGUUCGUGGCCAUUACAGUCAUGGCCUGAAUCGGCUUGAGAUGUACGUGAAGGAUGUGGAGAAGAAGGUGUGCAAAGCUGAGGGUGAACCAAAAAUAUUGAAGGAGCGAGCAGCUUCCGCUUGGGUAGACGGCGAUAACCUCUUAGGACCUGUAGUUGGUAAUUUCUGCAUGGAUCUGGCAAUAAAGAAAGCAAAGGACGCCGGUGUUGGAUGGGUAGUUGCUAAAGGCUCGAAUCACUACGGUAUCGCUGGCUGGUACGUGAUGAGAGCCAUGCAAGAAGGCGUCAUAGGAAUUACAAUGACGAACACAUCCCCGCUGACCUACCCGACCAGGGCUGCUGAACCGGCCAUCGGCACGAACCCUAUCGCUAUCGGCGCUAAUGGGACAUCCGGUGACUCGUAUCUGCUAGACAUGGCCACGACUACGGUAGCCGUAGGAAAGAUUGAGAUUGCAAAGCGUCGGGGAGAUAACGUACCCGAAACAUGGGGAGUCGCUAAAGGUGGAAAGCCCAGCACAAAUCCAAGCGAAAUUUUGAGCGGCGGCGGUCUACUACCUCUGGGUGGAAGCGAAAUUACGGGAGGUUAUAAGGGCUACGGCCUUGGUGCUAUCGUAGAACUAUUCUGCGGGAUCCUUGGCGGUGCACACUGGGGUCCAAACAUUCGAAGAUGGAUGGAUGCUACAAGGGACGCUGAUCUUGGGCAAUGCUUUGUUGCCAUAGAUCCAGAGGGCUUCGCUCCAGGAUUCCACGAAAGGUUACAGGAGUUCAUCAAUGCUCUCAGAGGGCUUCCACCUGCUGAUGAGGAUUUGAAAGUUCUUGUGGCUGGUGACCCAGAGAAGGAACAUGAGAAGAUGGUGAAAGAUGUUGGCGGCAUACCCUAUCAUCCGAAUCAAAUCAAGAAUGCCGAUGAACUCGCUGCAAGGCUCAAUGUGAAAAAGGUGAACGUUAUAAAGGAAUUCUGAUGAAGAUGGUUGCGGGAUUACAAUGACUCACUUUAUGAAAUUAACAUGUUCACGGAUAUAUAAUAUAAUUUUCAGAGUGUUUAAACUGCAUAAAUUUUGUAUAAACUGC